Exophiala xenobiotica is the source of this 3360-nucleotide messenger RNA. RefSeq lists its product as uncharacterized. The transcript is spliced from 5 exons. The coding region runs from base 1 to 3360 and encodes 1119 amino acids. The record is from RefSeq and is a predicted model, not a curated record. Lineage: Eukaryota; Fungi; Ascomycota; Eurotiomycetes; Chaetothyriales; Herpotrichiellaceae.
AUGUCAUUAAAUGGGCUUGAUGGAGCUGCGGUUGCCGGAGCGCACCAGGCUGCGCUGGCUGAAGCUGGAGGAUGGUUCCUCCUCAAGUACGUCACCCGCGACACAGUCGAAUUGUUGCAGAAGGGAACAGGAGGGGUGCAGGAAGUGAGAGGUGUGGUCGAAAAGUAUGAGGAAAAGUCACCGCUUUACGGCUUGGUGCAAUAUAGGCGCAAGAAGGUCAUUCUCAAAUAUGUGCCAGAGGGAACAUCGCGACUGUUACAAGUGCGGCUGACCGUCCAAUUUCAAUCCGUCCUGGAAACGUUCACACCGCAUGACAUCGUGUUCUCGUUUACAGUCGCGUCGGAACUAACUGAUUCGGCACUUGGCUUGAGCACAAUGCUCCUGCCAUCUGCAGCAUCCUUGACCUCUUCGAGCUCAUCCCUACGACGACGAAGACUGGAUGAAAUCACUGAAGAUGCUGAAGAAGGCACACCAGCGCCCGAAGAGAAUAUCAUACACCCAGCGCAAGUGGAAGAACCCCCGGCACCGAGCUAUGGAAGGCGCGAGUUGGAUGAGCUACCGGCAAGCGCGGUGCUGGCGAAAGCGCUUUUGGCAAAGAGAAAAGAAGAGGCUGCUGCAGGUCAGACCGCAGACUCCGCACAUUCCGAGACUCCUCUGCCUCAACCCAAAGCUUCCCUCUCCUAUAGAGCAACAGCCUCACCGGUACCUACGAUAGACAAGGCACUGCCUGAUACGCCUGAAUCGACACCACCCACCACGAGCGAAGGCGAGCCUGCCAGAGCACCUGACUUUGAAGCUGCGAGUAACAUACUGCUGGACGCGACGAACAGAGAUCCAACGGAGCCACCGACGCCACGGCCGCUCCAUUCUCGUCAUCUAUCAACUGCCGAGUCAGACAGCAUUAGUCAGUGGAGCAGCAACGUUGCCUCCUAUGCCACCGUCAAGGCCAAAAAGAAAAAGCUAGGACCUAGGCCCCAUGUCGAAACAACCCAUCGUCCGAAGACUUCAGGCACAACGGAUAGCAGCAUCAGUGUACGGCCAGUCGCAAACCUCCCCCACAGUAUCCGUGUGAGCGGUAGGCCCUUGCUUUCGCUGUCGGGUCGCCCAGGCUCUCAGCAAUCAACUCGCAGCGUCCCGGGCCGCUUCGCUAAUUCCACCCAUUCCUUCAAUGGACCGCCCCCGUUACCUUCUCUAUCUCACAUCCAAUCCCUAUACAAUCCGAUCGAGAGCCGACCCGCGAUAUCCAGAGCUGCCUCUGUCACAACGGAAGUAUCUACAGCCACUCCAGAGAAGCUGAGGAUGAUGAAAGCCCUGCAAUUACGCAAACGAAAUAUGCUGCUGGCGCAAAGAUCUACAUUGUCACCCACCACCUCGCACGCUCCUAAUGCUUCAGAGACUAGUCUCAGCACCGUCGCCUCUAGCAAUGACCUGUCUACCGUGCCAAGCCAAGAACAGCUGUCUAACAUUGAGGAGGAAUCGAAAAUGACACAGUCAUCCGCUACGACCUCUCCGACGUUCAUGACAAAUAUCUCGGGAGAGCGAUCGACAAAGGCAUCCUCAUUUACGGAGCAGGACGAUGUUUCGCGGAAGCGGCGGUCACUAUCCUCUGCUACAAGUUCGUCUAUCACUCCCAAAGCUCCCGUUCAGGACAGCCAAACACCGACGAAAGCUCUGGACUCUCCAAGACAUGGCAGAUCAUGGGACAGCAGAAAACUAGGCGUUCCGUUUUCUGAGAGUGAGGAGUCUGAUUUUGCCAAAGGAGAAUCUAUUCCGCACCAAGACCGACAGUUUCAGGCAUCUAAUGUGGUUAGGCCUUCGACAAUAGUUCCUUCUGCAAAGUCACCCACUAAAUCAAAGCGCCACGCACCACCUCAACCACUGCGACUAGCAGGUGGUGAUACCUCAGCAUCAGAUCUCUCGGAAGACGAGUCGCUCAUGGAUGAUAUCCACAAUGCCACAGUCCAUGAAGCGAAACCAAUAUCUGUUGCACGAUCCCCCGUCACUCCCAUCUUGUCUAAAGGAAGCUCCGACAAGCUGCGUGAACUUGUGAGCAAGUCGUCACAUUCCAAUCAUCCUUCUAGACCGAGUCGUGGAAGCACACCCGACACGAAACCUGGUAGUAGGUCCGGUAGCGUACGCAGUGUAUCAACUGCGCUACCUCAAUGGCCGCCUGUGCAAGCUGAAACAAUGCCCCUCCCACUUACGAAGAAGCCGACUCUAGGCACCGGCAUUUCGAAGCGUAUCAAGGCUUUGGAGGUGCUGACAGCAAAGGAUACGAACACACAACAGCCUGCUCCACCUGCCCGAGAGACGAGUGGUAGAAGGUCAGCAUUCUCAGCCUUUAUCAAACGCUCAUCACUUGUGGGAAAUCAGCCAAAACUAAAUGCUUCUACGGAUGUGUCACCACCGAAGAAACUCCCCGCUUUCAUUCCUCAAUUCGACCAUUCCAAGCAUGCCCAAGAUGCAAAUGAGCACAGACGACCUUCUGUCGACAGCUAUGCCCCUUUCCAUAAAGCAGAUACCAUAUCUGUCACUGCCAAAAUCGUCCGCGAUCCCAGCAGCAAGCACCCUCCUAUGUCACCAAGUUCCAGUUAUAAUACACCUCUCAACUUAUUCCGAAGUCCACUAAUCGUGGAGCAUGAGAAGCACGAAAAUAUUUCACGGGAAGAUUCGUUUGCGUCCAUGCAGUCUGGCACCAAAAGCCCUACCAAAUCAGAUAGAGGCAGAUUCUCUUUCUCUUCUCACCGUUCUUCUUCUCACCCCAACCUCCCACGUUCAGAAUCCGACCACAGCAAAAUUUCACAAAGCAGCACCCACAAGAAGCAUGGACCACGGUCUGCGAGUGAUGCCGCUUCUAUCUCCGAGGAGAAAUCGAAAACAUCCAGGACGAGCCGCUUGAUGAAGCGGGUCUCGAAUCUGACAUCGUCGCGCACUAAAGGUCAAUUGGGUUCGAAAGAGCAAUCACAUCCAAACACGAUUCAAGAACAAUCGGAGUCUUUGAGGGACAAUUCUGUUGGGGAGUCCCUGAUGCACGUUGUCGAUAUUGGGGACGUCAAUGUGCAGUUUCCCGAAUCACUAUUGUGGAAGCGGCGCUUCAUGAGGAUAGACGAUCAAGGAUAUCUCAUAUUCUCACCACCCAUGACGGACGCCAACAUGAAGAGCGUCAGUCGGAAGUACCAUUUAAGCGACUUCAAUCGACCGUCGUUACCCGACCUUGAAAGAGAAGAGAUAGCCUGGAGCAUUGUUCUUGAUCUGAAGGAUGGGAGAUGUGUGCAGUGUGCAUGCGAAAGCAAGAUUUCUCAGCAACAAGUGCUACAAAUGCUUGUCGAUGCACACAGCGCUUAUCAUCAGAAAGCAUGA